CUUCCUUCCACACCUCGGUCACUGCCAUCAGUCACCGGCUCCCUGAAGCCUGACAGGAAAGCCUGCUAAAAUGAAGAUCUGGGCGUCAGAGCACAUUUUCAACCACCCGUGGGAGACGGUGACCAAGGCAGCGAUGCAGAAGUACCCCAACCCCAUGAACCCCAGCGUGUUUGGUGUAGAUGUUCUGGACAGGAGCGUGGACAAGGAGGGACGGUUACACAGCACCAGACUGCUCAGCACAGAAUGGGGUCUUCCUGCCAUGGCCAAAUCUAUGAUUGGGGUAACAAGAACAUGCACUUAUGUCCAAGAACAUUCAGUAGUGGACCCAAAAGAGAAAACCUUUGAGCUCAAAUCCACAAAUAUCUCCUUCACUAACCUGGUAUCUGUAGACGAGAAGUUGACAUACAAGCCACAUCCGCAGGAUCCUGAAAAGACGGUGCUCACCCAGGAGGCUAUGAUCAGUGUGAAAGGUAUCAGUCUGAGCAGCUACCUCGAGGGUCUCAUGGCCAAGACCAUCUCUGUCAAUGCUGGCAAGGGUCGGGAGGCGAUGGAGUGGGUCAUCAGACGUCUAAACACAGAAAUCGAGGAGUUGGCGGCAACCGCUCGCGGCACCAUGCGGGUUCCCAUGGCAGCAGCUGUUGCAGACAAAUGAUCCCGGCCUUUGCUGCCAUCGCUCCACCAUCAUGAACCGAUGGACCUCUCAGACUUUUGCCCCUCAAACGGGACCUCUCACCUCAUCUGCCAGCACGGCCUAAUAACCACAGCCCCAUCCUUCAGCCCUGUGUGUGUGCUUGUUUGUGCGUGUGUGUGUGCAUGUGUGUGUGUGUGUGUUACAAGAAGUCUCUGUUCGCCCCUCCUCGGCAGCCUGCAGUGACGAGCUCGAUACUCGCCACUGCGGGCAGUUAUGGGGAGUUUUGAGCUGAUGACAGUUUAAAAAAAAAACAACAAACAAACAGGGUUGAAUAAGAUUGCACUUGAAGCUCAUGGGAUGUAGUCUUGUGAUGUUAAAGCUCUUUUUUAAAAUUCACACUGUGCCUCCACAUCAUCUCAUCAGUUUCCUCUUGUCUUCGCUUCCUCUUUUUUCAACCUGUCAUGUCUCCCUGGUGUUUUUAUUGUCUCUAAACCCCCUAACGCAGACGGGCUGUAACAGAGUUUAAAGGCUAUGAUAUUGAUGCAGCAGACUUCUUCUCUCUGCUGUCCUGUGAGGUCAGAUACUGAACGAACUGUAUCUUGGAACAACUUUAUGAAAUGCCAGUAUUUUUAGUAUUUCUGUCAUGGUGAAAGUAUAAGAACAAGGCUGCCUCUCCAGAAACACCUGUUACAUCCAGCGGUAUUCCAGAUAGGUAUUUUUUAAAUUAUUCCUACUCACAUUUUUACUUCUCCUCACAGGUGGAGUUUCUGUGAGCUGGAGCAGUGCGGAUUACGUAGCCAUUUUGUCUUAUAUUUUCAGUGUAACAUGUUGAAAGUCAUGAGCCACCAAGUGGAAGUCGACCAGUUUUCUCAGUGAGUGUUUCUACUUCUUUGUGCAGGGGUCCAAAGUAGUCCACGACUCAGCAGCAGAGUUUUAGUUUUUUUUUGUUUCAAAGCAUUUCAACACUUUGGGUCAGAGUGUUUGUGUUGUAGUGGUUUAGAUGCCUCUGCUCUUUUACAGUCCGCCUGGUUUAGUUUGGGCUAAAAAAGGUCAAAAUGAUUUCUAAAAGUCUCUUGUGUUUCUCAGUUUGUUCUCUCACACUGAUGAUGUGCUGUUCAGUUAAGUAUUUUGUGCAUACUUGAAUGUUUAACUUAAUUUCAGCAUUUUUACAAUAAAUAUAAAUAAAUAUUAAAGUGGCAGGAAAUGUUUUGAAAGAUGCAGUGUUGCGUUUGGAAUCACUGAGUGCCAACAUUUAACGCGUAUUUUAAAACGGGCAAAAAGAUGGACAUAACUGUACUGCUUUAAAACCCUGAAGCACUCUGAAACUUGAUUUGUGAUCUUGGAUGAACCCCCUUCUGUAGGCUCUGUCCAUUUUUUUUUUUCCAUACUGGAGUUAUUUUUGGUUUAUAGUGGUGAAUACUGAAAAAGAUUGUGGAAUGAAUAGUUUUUAAAAGCCGUUAGCUUGUGGUGUUUUUAUACUACAGUUAGCUUUCUUAUCCUAUAGACAUCUCAGGUGCUCCGUAGUUGACCUCAGUUCAGUUUCCCUGUUGGUUUCUGAAAUGUAGGCUACUUCAUUUUCUUCCGAUAGUGUCUCCUGAUAAAUUAAAUAAGGACAGUUCUACGCAUUAAAGUUUACAUUAGAGGGGUUUGUGAUACAGCUGAAGGAGUUUUUGACUGUCCCUUCGAUCUUGCUUGGCUGUCGUGGUCUCAGAUAGUUCAGUAGAUCCUUGUUUAUCUGCAGUCAGUCUUUUUUCACACCUGCCUCCAGUUCAGCUUAGAUCCACUUAAAAAAAUCUUGUUCCUAAAUAACAAUGUGUUGUUCCAGCUCAUCAUGUUCAGUUAUGGGAUCAAAGGUCUGCUCCCCUCUGAUGCCCGACUGACCGCUCAGCGUCCUUGCAGUGUCUCGUCUCAUGAAUGAAGUGUUCAGUAUUUCUAUGGGGAACAUUUUAAGAACAGUGGCUGUAAAUAGGAUAAUAUUUAUAUUUUGGUGGUGUUACAUUCCAAGAAUGUGAACAUGUAACAGGAUCUAAAGAGUGCGUACUGAAAUGUUUGGAAAUAAAGAGAUGUCAUUGUUUCAUGAAUGUGGUGGUGCUCAAGUGUUUGUAAAAGGCCUCGUCGUCAUCAUUGAGACAUAUUCUCCAAUAAGACCUUCUUAUUCAACCUGUCAGUGUCCGGACACACAGAUUAUCAACACCUUGA
Scomber scombrus (Atlantic mackerel) is the source of this 2830-nucleotide messenger RNA. RefSeq names its product PRELI domain containing protein 3B-like. Bases 71 to 652 code for a protein of 193 amino acids. The record is from RefSeq and is a predicted model, not a curated record. Gene Ontology annotation, molecular function: phosphatidic acid transfer activity. NCBI's taxonomy places the organism in Eukaryota, Metazoa, Chordata, Actinopteri, Scombriformes, Scombridae. Gene Ontology annotation, cellular component: mitochondrial intermembrane space. The transcript is spliced from 6 exons. Gene Ontology annotation, biological process: phospholipid transport.